This is a messenger RNA of Trifolium pratense (red clover), 7862 nucleotides long. RefSeq lists its product as uncharacterized. Bases 3024 to 4289 code for a protein of 421 amino acids. Gene Ontology annotation, molecular function: zinc ion binding; nucleic acid binding. The record is from RefSeq and is a predicted model, not a curated record. The transcript has a single exon. Lineage: Eukaryota; Viridiplantae; Streptophyta; Magnoliopsida; Fabales; Fabaceae.
UUCUUUCUUAUUCUCUCUUUGUUCUUUUGUUUGUUUUCUUUUAAUUCCCUUUUCUUCCAUUUCUUAUUUAUAUUAGCUUAGUUUAAUAAAUUCUUUCAUCUUUUCAUUAGCCUAGCAUCUGUUACAUAUACAUGAGCCUUUCCACAAAAUUCCAUGAAGAACAAAUGAUCUUAGCUAUGAAAACUAGGCAAUACCUGGAAUCAUGAUCAUGUACUCCAAGAAUGAUGAAAUUCCAUUUCUCUUGUUUUGCUUUUAAUUAUGUCGUGUGAUUAGGAAUAGUUGUGUCUAGAGUUGAUUUCUAAAAGAAAAACAAAGCUUUGAUACUCAUGAUUUGAAGGGAUAAUCAUGUUGAAACUCAUAGUCAUGAAUAUUUAGUUGAUAAUGUCUAACUAAAAUUUGAUUCAAGCUGUUAAUUUCCAAACUUAAGCUUAAUUUAAACAAACUUCCGAUCCCCUGUACUCUAGUUCAUACUGAUGCAUUACUUUCCUCACUUAACUAUAUAUUCUUCUCUAUAAUCAUUCGGUUUAUUUCCUCUCUCAUUUCUUACCUUUUAAUUUUAAUGCAAAUGAUUUCAUAUCUAAACCAAUUUAGGAACCCGUAGACAAACUGGAACAUGAUACUUAAUAUGUAUUUUGUUUGCAUGAUCUUAAGUCAUAUACACGCUUAAAAAUAUACAUAGGAAACAAAUGACAUACAAGUUUCUUUAUUAAUAAUACUGUGUUUGAUUUCUAUAUAUUUCUAGUAUAUGAACUUGAAUUUACUUUAACACUUUAAAGACUAUUAAUUAUAAGUAUAGUUAGUUAAGAAAUAGUUGUUUUUGAUGAGUGAAUAGGUAUCAUAGAAGAAGGUGAUCGCUCAGGUUAUUUUUGAAAGCUCUGAGGUAAGGGGAAUCGCUAAUAAUAAGUUUCGAUGAGCACAAGAAAUGUGUUACUUGUAUAUAUAUUAUUAGUUAUAACUAGGGGUGUUGUGUACUUUAUAUAGUAAUUUAUAUUCAUUAAGGUAUAUGCAAAAUGUUAAAUGAUGAGUGAUUGAUUUUAGUUUGAUUAUAUGUGUGAAUAAAUCUUCUGCAAUAUAUGAUUUGAAAAUGUUCAUGUGUUUGAGUGUUAUGGUGAAAAAUUGAGGUGAUCUCAUAAGUUGUAUGGUGAGUUUAGAAGAUUAAUAUGUCUAAGUUAGAUAUUGACAAAGACAAAUUAAGUUGAAGAAUUAAAUAAUUAAUCACCUUUGAUAGGUGAAGAGCAAAACAGGGUGUUUCUUACAGUACUAUAAUGUAUGUAAGACUGAGGAUAGGUUCGGCUGGGUCGCCUCAAGACCUAAUGGGGAUCACCGGCGUUUUGAACUCCUACCAAUAGUCAGAGAUAGCCACUCUGACUGGAGGAAAUCAUAUAACCCGACGUGGUGAAACCUGACUGUGCAGGACUAUCUAUAAUAAGGUGUAGCGCUCGGGCCAGAAUGGUUGAGACAUAUUUGAUAUAUGUUGAUUUGCAAACAACCAUGUUAUGGCAGUUGAAACGGCCUUACGCUCAUAAUAGAGGUCUCCAUGGAGUAGGUUGAAUAAAGAUAAUACUAACCAAGUUAGAAGACUAACUUUGAGUGAAGAAUUAUGAUUGAAUUUUAUAUACAUUUUAAAUGAUUAAAUUUUGAUGAUUGAUAUAUUGGAUAUAUUUGAUUAUCUUUGUUUUUAACUAAUUGUUGAAUUGUGAUAUUGAUAUAAUGUUUUGUGCAAUUCAUAUUUUUGUGACUAUUUGACUAUACGUGACUAUUUGACUACUUGAUUCUAUUUGAUGUAAAUACAUGAUUAGAUACUCAGGUAUGUAUAUAUACUAGUUAAAUAAAUGUAUAUACUUGUAUAAUAUUAUGUGUAGCCUUGUGACAUCAUCACGAUGGUAACUUGUGUACGAGUGAUUCACCCCUUACAACAGUUAGUGCAGGAUACUAAGACCUCCAGUUGAAGUUCAUUGAGGAAAGGAAAAUGGCAUUGUGAGAGACAUUAAAAUAAAGAACGUUAGUGCUGAUUGGUGGUCUAGUUUUAUUUUUGGAGUCCGAAGAGAAGAUCUCUUUGAUACGUAUUGAUGAUGUCAUUGGACUGAAUGACAGAUAUCUGUGGUGUUUGAUCAGCUCGUGAUUAUUUGUGGGUUAGAGUCUUUUGUAGGAAUUUAUCUUUUUAUCAUUUUAAAUUGAAAAAUUGUACGAUACUUAUGUGAAUUGGAAAUGUUUUAUAUUUGAAAAUCCUUUGAGCAAAAUUACUAGAUGAUUGUUUAAUAUAAGUGAUGCAUAUUAUUUAUGGGCUUACUUUAAAUUUAUAUAAAGAGAAUUUUGAAAACUUUCUUAAAUAAAAAUAAUAGUACUUAUAUUCGAGAACAUUUCUCACUUAUUACUUUUCCUUUACCAAAAAUAAACCAGCAUAAUUUUAUUUGCUUGUAUUUAAGCAUUUAAAUUUGGGUAGAGAACUGUGACGCUCUUCUUUUCAGUCUCUGAAAAGGGGGUGUUACAAAAAGCAUUUGUGUAAAAGUCUUUUCGAGUGAAGAAAAGCAGUUUGUAUUGAUCCAGUUGUGAUCAAGUUUUUGAUGCGAAGCAGAAGGUUCUGAUCUGAGCAUUUAUAGUGGACAAUCUCACAAGGACUGUGAGGACUGGACUAGCCCAAGUUGGGUGAACCAGGAUAACUUUUGUGUGUUUUUCUCUUGGACUCUAAAAUUCUUAAAACAUACUAAACUAACUAACUGAGUAAUACCAGAGUGCUCUGGGCCUUAAACAUUUACUUAUUCAGCAACUAAUUCAGUAUUUAUUUUGUUCAUUGUUUAUUUUAUUGUUGCUAACUAUAUUUCUUUGUUCAUUGUUAUCUAACCAAUUAAAAGAAAUAUUGUCUUGAGUUAUUUUAAACUCACAUAAAAGAUUUUUAAAAAGGGUCACAAUUCAAACCCCCCCUUUCUUGUGACAUUUAUUGCUACUUCAAUUGGCAUCAGAGCCUGUCUCUACAGGUUUAUACACUUAACAAGUGUUAGAGGAAAAAGAUUCAGGAAGAAAAAAUGUCAAAAGAAAGAUACAUUCCAGAAGGAGGAUAUGCUUCAAGACCACCUUUGUUCACUGGAAAGAAUUACUAUUUUUGGAAAAACAAAAUGCAAUUGUUUUUAAAAUCUCAAGAAGUAGGAAUGUGGCGCAUAGUCACAGAAGGAGAUUAUGUUCCUACUGUAACUUCUGCUGAGGGAGUCAUUUCAGACAAACCUGAAGAUGCAUGGACAACUGCAGAACAACAAAAGGUACUCCUAAACUCUAAAGCUCAUUUAUUUCUAUCUUGUGCUCUAAGCAUGGAAGAAAGUGAAAGAGUAGAUGAAUGUGAUACUGCUAAAAAGGUUUGGGACACUUUACAAGUUCACCAUGAAGGAACUAGUCAUGUAAAAGAAACAAGAAUAGACAUAGGAACUAAUAAAUUUGAAACUUUUGAAAUGAUUGAAAACGAAACUAUUGAUGAAAUGUUUUCAAGAUUUACUACUAUUAUAAAUGAAUUAAGAUCUCUUGGAAAAACUUUUUCAACUAAUGAUAGAAUUAGAAAACUUUUGAGAUGUCUUCCAGUCACUUGGAGACCAAUGGUUACUGCCAUUACUCAAACUAAAGAUUUGAAAACACUUCCCAUAGAAGAUCUUAUUGGUACUUUAAAAGCUCAUGAAGUUAUUCUUCAAGGAGAUAAACCUCUAAAAAAGGAAAAAACCAUUGCUUUAAAAGCCUCUCAAAAAGAUAUAAGUUUUUUAGAAGAUAACUCUAAGGAAUUAGAACCUACCCAAGAAGAGGCAGAAGGAGAAUUAGCUCUCAUUUCUGGCAAAAUCCAACGUAUGUUAAGAAGAAGAGAUCAAAUUAGAAGAAACUUUUCUUCAGGAAAAGACAUGCAGAAAAAUGACUUUGACAAAAGUCAAGUAACCUGCUUUGGUUGCAACAAACUUGGACAUUACAAAUCAGAAUGUCCCUUAAACAAAUCACCCAGAAAUUUUCCCUUCAAGAAAAAAUCUAUGUUAGCUACCUGGGAUGAUGAUGAUGAAUUUGAAACAAAUAAAGAAGAAGAAGAAGCCAACAUCUGUCUAAUGGCAGAUUCAGAAAAUGAUGAGGUAUUUCUCUUUGAUAAAACUCAUCCUUAUGAAGAAUUAGAAACUAAUUUUGAUAGUUUAUUACAUGAUUCUGAAUUCUUAUCCAAACAAUGUUUUUUGUUACAAAAAGAAGUUUCUGAACUAAAAGAAAAAAAGAAAAAAAGAAAAAACUUCAAAUUGACAUUCUUAAUUUUGAGAAAAUUAACAAAGACUUAAUUGAGUCAAAAGAAAAACAUGUUUGCUCUAGUGUUUUAUCUAAGAAAAUAGAUGAAAAUGUUGUGUUGAAAAAUGAAAUAAAAGAACUAAGAAAUGAUCUCACUGGGUUUAUAAAAUCAACUGAAACUUUUCAAAACAUUAUGGGAUCACAAUCUCAAGCUCUUAACAAAAAUGGCUUAGGUUUUAAUGAAGUUAAAAACAAAAUUUUUGAAAAUGUUCUUUUACCAGCAAAUAAAGAGUUUAAGUUGAGAUGUUCAUUUUGUAACAAAAAUGGUCAUCAUGAAUCAAUUUGCUAUCAAAAAGAAAGUUAUGAAAGUUUUUACUAUGAACCAAAACGUUAUCGUCACUUGGAAAGAAAAAAUAAACAUUGUUCAUUUUGCAAAAACCUUGGGCAUCUUGAAAAAGAAUGCUAUUUUAAAAAUAAACAAAUUGUGAAAACUAACCCUCAAGGACCCAAGUCAUUAUGGGCACCUAAACGAAAAUUUCAAAAUGCAGGGAUACUAUCAAAGUGCAAAGAAAAAGCCAUGGUUUUUGGACAGUGGCUGUUCAAAACACAUGACAGGAGAUAAAAGAUGUUUUCUCUCCUUCAUCAAAAAAGAAGGAGGGUCAGUUACGUUUGGUAAUAAUAAUACUGCACAAAUAAAAGGAAAAGGUAUUAUAGGUAAUAAUGAUUCUGCAAAAAUUGAAGAUGUUCAAUAUGUAGAAGGUCUAAAACAUAAUUUACUUAGUAUCAGUCAAUUAUGUGAUAGUGGUUUUGAAGUUAUUUUUAAACCAAAUAUUUGUGAAGUCAAACAAACUUCAUCAGGAAAAGUUUUCUUUUCCGGAUCAAGAAAGAAAAAUUUGUAUGUUUUAUACUUAGAUGACAUUCCAGCUGAAUCAUGUUUUAUGUCUAUCGAAAAAGAUAAAUGGAUUUGGCACAAAAGAGCUGGUCAUAUAAGCAUGAAAACAAUUUCAAAAUUAUCUCAACUUGAUCUAGUAAGAGGUCUUCCAAAAAUCAAGUUUGACAAAGAUAAAAUCUGUGAAGCUUGUGUAAGAGGAAAACAAGUCAAAAGUAGUUUUUAUCCAAAAGAUUUUAUUUCAACUAAAAAACCUCUAGAACUACUUCACAUUGAUUUAUUUGGUCCUGUCAACACCACUAGUCUUGGUGGAAAACAAUAUGGUUUUGUUAUAGUUGAUGAUUUCUCCAGAUACACAUGGGUUUUGUUUUUGAAAAAUAAAGAUGAAUCUUGUGAUGCUUUCAAAAACUUUUGUAAACUUGUUCAAAAUGAACAAAGCUCAAAUAUCAUCUCUGUCAGAAGUGAUCAUGGAGGAGAAUUUGAAAAUUCAUCUUUCAAAUCAUUCUUUGAUGAAAAUGGUAUUUCUCAUAAUUUUUCUUGUGCAAGAACUCCUCAGCAAAAUGGAGUUGUUGAAAGGAAAAAUAGAACUCUACAAGAAAUGGCAAGAACAAUGUUAAAUGAAUCAAAUGUUGAAAAAUAUUUUUGGGCUGAAGCCAUUAGUACUUCUUGCUAUAUUUUAAAUAGAGUUUCAAUAAGAAAAAUUCUAGACAAAACUCCAUAUGAACUUUGGAAAAAUAGAAAACCAAACAUAUCAUAUUUUCAUAUUUUUGGAUGUUUUUGUUAUAUCUUAAACACAAAAGAUAAUCUUGGUAAAUUUGAUUCAAAAUCAGAUAAAGCUAUUUUCUUAGGUUAUGCUACUAAUUCUAAAGGAUAUAGAAUUUAUAACUUAAAAACACAAACCAUGGAAAUAAGCAUGAAUAUUAUCUUUGAUGAAUUUGAUGAUCUUAUAAUGCCAUCAAUUGAUGAUGAGCAAGAAAGACUAACUUCUCAGGAUGUUCCAAAUCAAAAGAAAGAAGAUGAUCCUCUUCUUCCUCCAAAAACAUUGAGAAUUGUUGGGAAUCAUCCUCAAGAUCAAAUCAUUGGAAGUUCCACUGAUGGAAUAAGAACAAGACUAUCAUUCAAAGACAAUGAUAACAACAUGGCAAUGAUCUCCCAGAUAGAGCCAAAAUCCAUUGGUGAAGCCAUUAUUGAUAAAUCAUGGGUAGAAGCAAUGAGAGAAGAACUUCUUCAGUUUGAGAAAAAUCAAGUAUGGUCACUUGUUCCAUCUCCUACAGAUCAUUCAAUCAUAGGAACAAGAUGGGUUUUUCGAAACAAGCUAGAUGAAGAAGGUAAGGUUAUUAGAAACAAGGCAAGACUUGUUGCUCAAGGGUAUAACCAGCAAGAAGGUAUUGAUUACGAUGAAACUUUUGCUCCAGUUGCCAGGUUAGAAGCAAUAAGAAUUCUUUUAGCAUAUGCAUCACAUAAAAAUAUUAAAUUAUUUCAAAUGGAUGUUAAAAGUGCUUUUUUAAAUGGUUUUCUAAAUGAAGAGGUGUAUGUUCAUCAACCUCCUGGUUUUGAAAAUGAAAAGAAAAAAGAUCAUGUGUUCAAACUUUCAAAAGCUUUGUAUGGUCUAAAACAAGCUCCAAGAGCUUGGUAUGACAGAUUAAGUGCAUUCUUAAUCAAGAACAAUUUUUCUAGAGGAAAAAUUGACACAACUCUUUUUACAAAAAUUGAUAAAUUGGAUUUAUUAAUUGUUCAAGUCUAUGUUGAUGAUAUUAUUUUUGGAUCAACAAAUGAAAAAUUAUGUGAAGAUUUUUCCCAUCUCAUGCAAAAUGAAUUUGAGAUGAGCAUGAUGGGAGAACUGAGAUAUUUUCUUGGUUUACAAAUUAAACAAGAAAUGAAUGGAAUUUUUAUUUGUCAAGAAAAAUAUAUUAAAAAUCUUCUCAAAAAAUAUAAAAUGAAUGAAGCCAAAAUUAUGGCAACUCCCAUGCAUCCAUCUACAAAUUUGGAUAAAGAUGAGGAAGGAAAAAUUGUUCCUGAAAAGGAAUAUAGAGGUAUGAUUGGAUCUCUAUUGUACUUAACUGCAAGUAGACCAGACAUAGUUUUUGCAGUAGGUUUAUGUGCACGUUUUCAAACUUCUCCUAGAGAAUCGCACCUAACUGCUGUUAAAAGAAUUUUCAGAUAUCUUGUCGGUACUACUAAUCUUGGUCUUUGGUAUAGCAAAGAUUCUAUUUUUGAUUUAAUAGCUUAUUGUGACGCUGACUACGCUGGAGACAAAAUUGAAAGAAAAAGUACAAGUGGUGCAUGCCAAUUUCUUGGAAAAGCACUCAUAAGCUGGUCAUGCAGAAAACAAAACACGAUAGCAUUAUCUACCACUGAAGCUGAAUAUGUGUCAGCUGCAAGCUGUUGCUCUCAAGUUCUCUGGAUUAAAAAUCAGCUUGAGGAUUUCUCAAUAAGGUACGAAAAUGUACCUAUUUAUUGUGAUAAUACUAGUGCAAUUAAUUUGUCAAAAAAUCCCAUUCAACAUUCAAGAUCCAAGCAUAUUGAGAUAAAACAUCAUUUUAUUAGGGAUCACGUUAAUAAAAAGGAAAUUGAACUAAUUUUUGUUGACACAGAUAAUCAACUAGCUGAUAUCUUCACUAAACCCUUAGUAGAAGAUCGUUUUAAUGAGUUAAAAGUUAAAUUAAAAAUAAUUCAAAAUCCCAUUAAAAGCUAGUAAUCCAGAAAUAUCUAAGGUGAAUUAAAAAAAUUAUCAUUU